Messenger RNA from Amoebophrya sp. A25, 1666 nucleotides. The record is from the annotation of a GenBank genome assembly. NCBI's taxonomy places the organism in Eukaryota, Dinophyceae, Syndiniales, Amoebophryaceae.
AUGCCAAAAAUGCAAGAGACGCUCACCUUUUUCUAUGCAGACGAUUAUGGGCGCCUGCGGCAUUCCUAUUCGAUUCUGCCCCGUAUCGUCCUCCUCGUUUCGUUCCUCCUGUCUUCUUCAUGUAGCAACUCCAUCGUUUCGGGAUUGCAACUUCGAGCUGCAGGAGCUGGAGGUGGAAUUUCCAAGGACGAAAAAGUGACGCGGAGGAGACGUUUGGAAUUGAUCAAUGCCGUUUCCGGCGUUGAAUACGUAGUCGACGUCGACAUACGAGAACGAGAGGAGACUGGAAUUACAGUGGCGCGACUCUUAGCAGAAUUUCGAUACUAUGGGAGGACGAAGAAAGAAGUAGAAGCGGAGGAGAGGAACAUUGAAGAGGAGGAGGAAGAGAAGAUGAAGAUGAAAAACGAUAUCGAAGUAGAAGCGGAUGAAGAUGAGAGAACGGUGAUGAAAAAGGAAAUAGAAGCGGAGGAGGACAAGGAAGACCGCGUCCGAGACGCGCGGUCUGCAGAGCAAGAUGCGGAGGAUAUGGAUGACGAAAUACCGACUGAAGGCGGACCGCGAGACGGACAAAGUGGCUCUGGCUCUUCCUCUAGUUCAUCUGGAGGAGCAGUAUUGGGGAAAUGUAGUCGUUCCCAACAUUCUCAGAGAAUGUCUUUGUUUCCAAGGAACGAGUUUCUCGGUUUCGAAGGAAUGAUGAAGAUGCCAAGCCUUUUUCCUUGUGGUGCUAAAAUGGGAGCAACGGCGGGCCCUAUGCAUCCUCCUGGUACUGGUAGAGCAUUUCCAUUUCCAUCUGUUUCUAGAGUAAGUCUACCUGCUCUAGUUCGUACGAGUACAACGACAGGCUCAAGUUCUAGUACUGCGUGGCGUACUUCUUCUUCCGCUACUACUUCUACUACUAAUAGGCGCAGAAGUAGAGAAGUAAAAAGGCGUCCGGCAUAUGGGUUUUCUCCGGCCGAUCAAAUACUGAACGUGGAAUAUAAGAUCCACCUCAUUCUUGGGCAUAAGGAGUAUCCUGAAUGGCGGCGGGUGCUGAAGUCCGAUUCUGAGAAGGAUACUAAUCUCACUCUAGGUGGACCAGAAAACCUGUUCGAUUCCGUCACAGAUGAGCAGAAAAUGACUUUCCAAGUUGUUUUUGUGGGCAAGACUCCGAAUCUGAGUAGCAGCACAAGCAACGAAAAGCAAAAGGAAAAUGAUCCACGGACCGGUCUGCUGACCUUGCGCGUAAGAAAUAAAAAGUGGCUCCGGUUAAAGUCUUACGAAUGCGACGGAUCUAACUUUGAUCCGCAGAAUCCUUAUCGUGGUCAAUAUAUUUCAGUGCACCCUUUCUAUGACGUCGAGUGGUGGAAAGGCAUGACGUUUGACGAUCUAGAACAAGAAUUAAGGCGAAAGGAUGCGGAAGCUCGCAGAGCGCAUCCGGACCGUGAGUUUGGAGUUCUAGAUCAUUACGAUGAGUCUAUGGAAAUAGUUGAGGGGAAUGAGCCUGAAGAUGUCGAGAUGAAGGACGUAAUGGAAGUCUCUCCACCUGCAGCUGGUUUUGCACUACAGCUUCCAGGAGUGUCCUCUCCUCAAGAUGCAGAUAGUGUAGCACCACGAAUUCGGUCGCAAGUGAGCAAGUCUUUUUCUACUUUUUUUAGCAGAGCAGGCAGAUCUUCAUCUACCACUUCUC